Helicoverpa zea (corn earworm) is the source of this 1123-nucleotide messenger RNA. RefSeq lists its product as uncharacterized. NCBI's taxonomy places the organism in Eukaryota, Metazoa, Arthropoda, Insecta, Lepidoptera, Noctuidae. The record is from RefSeq and is a predicted model, not a curated record. The coding region runs from base 101 to 856 and encodes 251 amino acids. The transcript has 2 exons.
UUUCUCUGUUUAUUUAUGUCAAAAUGGGUGGACAGAAGUUAUUGUGAAAAACAAGUUUUAAUGUUUUUCUUCCAUUAAUCGACAAUAUAACAAUUUGAGGAUGCGGUGGAGUGAGGCAGUUACACUAGAAUUUGUUAAGAUUUAUAUAAAACACGAGUGUCUCUGGAAUCCUUCACAUCCUGGAUACAAAUUGAGAUAUCAAAGGGAACAGGCAUAUUUAGAUAUUAGCGAAGAAUUCAAGAGUGCCACCAUGAAAUCCCUCACUGUUCCUGAAGUAAAAAUGAAGAUAAAGAACCUUAGGACGACGUAUGUACAACAAGUGCACAAAAUAUUACAGAAAUCGAGUCCUGACUCAAUCUAUGAACCUUCCCUAGUUUGGUUUCAUGAAAUGGAUCGCUGUCUUAAACACGUGCCCAGUAAUCGACAUUCAGGCUCUUUCAAUAACUCCCAAGACCCUCCAGAUGUAGACUCAUCAUGCCAAAUCUGGGUCGACCAGGAAUUACAAAGUGCCAACAUGGAAGAACCAAACCCCGACCCAUUAGUCCCACAAACAGAUGAUGAAUAUGAUUCAACAAAACUUGAGGAACCACCAUCAAAAGUAAAAAUAGAAAGACAUUCUUCCCCAAUUUAUUACAAGAAAAUUAAAAAGAAGAAACUCAAACACCGGGCUGCCACAAGGAAAUAUUCAAGUGAUUCCACUCAGCCAUGUACGAAAGAGGAUGAAUUUGAUAUCUAUGGUAAAUAUAUUGCUUCCCAACUGAGGAAAAUGGAUCUCCACAAAGCAUUGCGGCUGCAGUUGGAGAUACAGAACCUUGUGAGUGAAGCAAGGAUCUCUGACAUUGUGUCUAGUGAUUAAAAACAUUAUUGGGUAGAUAUAUCAGUAUUUUUACAUGAAUACAGAAUAACAGGCUUCAUUUUCUAUGUGUGAUAAACUGAUAGAGCCAUUUAUUAAUUGUAUAAGUAACAAAUAACUAUUUUAAAUCAAAUCCUACUUAGCUAUAUGAUGUAUAUUUUAUUUUGUAUUUGUUUUGAUUUGUGCAAUUUUAUAUUAUGUUUAUAUGACUUCCAAAGUGAAAAAUAUUAACCAAAGAUUAUUACAAUAAAGUAAAUAUGGACUAAAACA